UAUAUAUUCCACCCCCACCCUGUUACCCUCAAUUUCCAUUUAUUUCUCCCUUCAAUUCAAUCCCAACUAAUUCAAACUCAGAUGGACACAACGAGCUCUUUAGACGACAGCACCGCCAGCGACUCCACCUCCGUUUCUCCCGUCACCCCAUUACUCUUCCACUCCUCCUCCUCCUCCUCCCCCCCCGGAGUACCCUACGACGCCGAAUCCCGGAAGCUUCCAUCUUCCCGUUUCAAAGGAGUCGUCCCUCAGCCCAACGGCCGAUGGGGGGCUCAGAUUUACGAGAAGCACCAAAGGGUCUGGUUGGGCACAUUCAACCAGGAACACCAGGCCGCCAAAGCCUACGACAUCGCCGCCCUUCGCUACCGCGGCCGCGACGCCGUCACCAAUUUCAAGCCCGGCGCCUUCUCUUCCGUCGACGCCGCCUUUGAGGCUGACUUUCUCAACUCCCACUCCAAGCUCGAGAUCGUCGACAUGCUCCGCAAACACACCUACAAUGACGAGCUCCAGCAAAGCAAGCGAUACGGUGGAGGAACGACGACGACGGCGACGGCGACGGCGGCGGCGCACUCUCUCCACAACGCGGCGUCGGAGUCGGACCGGGAGGUGCUGUUUGAGAAAACCGUGACGCCGAGCGACGUGGGGAAGUUGAACCGGCUGGUGAUUCCGAAGCAGCACGCGGAGAAGAAUUUUCCAUUGGGGGAAGGGAUGGGUUCGGCCAAAGGAGUACUCCUGAAUUUCGAGGAUAUGGGAGGGAAGCUGUGGCGGUUCCGGUACUCGUAUUGGAACAGCAGCCAGAGCUAUGUGUUGACCAAGGGGUGGAGCCGGUUCGUAAAAGAGAAAACCCUCAGAGCCGGGGACGUGGUCCGUUUCCUACGCUCGACCGGCCCGGAUAAGAAGCUUUACAUCGAUGGCAAAGCAGGCGGAGUGAAGCCGGUUCAAGUGGUAAGGCUAUUUGGAGUGAAUAUUUUGGAAGUGCCGGUGGGGUGGUGUGGGAAGAGAGACAGAGAAGGCCUGUCGGAAUUAGAAAGGACGAAGAAGCAAAGAAUGAUCAAAGCAUUGUAACACGUAAUUAAUUACAUUUUCUUUUUUCCUCAUUAAUUAAAAUUGUAAUUUUUGAAGAACAAGAACAACAAGUGUUCAAACGUUGGAAGCUAUGUUAAUUA
Cucurbita maxima (winter squash) is the source of this 1166-nucleotide messenger RNA. Its product is annotated as AP2/ERF and B3 domain-containing transcription factor RAV1-like. NCBI's taxonomy places the organism in Eukaryota, Viridiplantae, Streptophyta, Magnoliopsida, Cucurbitales, Cucurbitaceae. Bases 82 to 1065 code for a protein of 327 amino acids. Gene Ontology annotation, molecular function: DNA binding; DNA-binding transcription factor activity. The transcript has a single exon. Gene Ontology annotation, biological process: regulation of DNA-templated transcription. The record is from RefSeq and is a predicted model, not a curated record.